UGUAUACAUUUUGCUUCCCCUUUUCGUCUUAAAAAAAGAUCCAUUUGUUGUGUUAAUAUUUACCUCCCUUGUAAUAAUUUUUCUAAACGCUUAAAAAACCGACGAGGAGAAGAGAGGAGAAGAUCCGUGGAAGGAAACGGGAAAAUUCACAUGAGUGUUAGGGUUCCGAGCCAAGCUUGUGGUGCGGAGGGACGAGAGGAUGAUGGCGAACAACUCGCUCUAUGCUGCCCUGUGAACACUCGAGGACCAAGGGGGCUGGAGACAUAGUAUGGAUCAGCGUCCAGCUCCACACCACACUCCUCAGCGUGGAGGGCCACCUAAACAUGGACCUCCUCAACCACACCAGCAACCAAAACGCAAUUAUAAACUCCUUGUUGACCCCAUACUGGUUAAUGGAGCCAGUAAGUUAUAUAGAUUUGAGGGUGUCGUGGAAGGAGAUCCAACAUAUCCUCCUGUUGUAUUGCGUGACCCACGAAAGCCAAAAAUAUGGAUUCGCCCAGAGACUAUGGACAUUGCUGUCCCAAGAUUUAAGAUUGACUCGGAUUAUGUAGGCCCACCGCCACCUUUAGAAGUUACAAUCUUCAACAUUAAUGACAAUAUUGAUCGGCAGUUUCUGCACAAUGAAAUUGUAAACAAACAUCAAUGUGGAUCCAUAGAAGAACUAGAAAUUUUCAAUCAUGAGUUAUCACGAAAGCACUUGGGUGUGGCCAGACUUAUCUUUGAAAACCCGGAAGGUGCUCGCAUCUGUGUCAAGAAGCUCAACAAUUCUACUCUCAUGGGCAAGGUUCUCCAAGUAUUUCUUGACCCUUUUGGGGAAGAGUGCAAAAAGCGUGUUGAGGAGGUUGGUGCUCAGUUGGAGGAAGAAGCCAAGAGAGAGGAGGAAGCUAAAGAAGCAAAGAAAAGACCCCCUCCCCCAACCAAGCCUCCACCUCCAUCAUCAGAUGAUGAGCCACAGUCGCAGUCUGCCAGAGAGAGGGAAAGAGAAAGGGAGAGGGAAAGAGAGAGAGAGAGGGAGAGAGAAAGGGAACGGGAAAGGGAAAGACGUUCAGUGGAGAAGGCAGACUUUGAGCGAAACAGAUAUGAAGAUGCUAGAAAACCUGGCAGUAGUGUCUUCCAGCCCCCUUCUUCAUCAACAAAUGCCACAAUGCCUGCCUCAUUCUAUCCUGAGGCAAGACCUCAGCAGUAUGGAUACCAGCAGGCAAACUUCCCAGGUUAUGAUCAAUAUCAUCACCACUACCAGGGUUACCAAUACCAAGAAUUUAGAGGAACGUAUCCUCCCAAUGUCCCACCUGGACACCACUGGGGCCCUGCAGGUACUCCAGGUACAGCUCAGCAACAGCAGCAACCCUGGGCAGCUCACCCAUCUGGCCAUAUCCAGCCUCAUCAAGGUGAACAUCAUUCCUCCAACUCACACCAUGCAUGGGACACCACUCAGUACCAUUCCUUGGAGUACCAGCGCAACUCCCACAAUGACAGUCCUUAUGAGAACAAGAAUGCUGGCAGAUCCAAACUUGAUGAGCGCUUGGAGAAGAUGGAGCCAGCUAUCAACAUCAACAACAAACCUCCCAAACACGAGUCUGAAGAAGAGGAGGACAAAUCAAAUCUGGACUUGGACACAAGGAUUGCCAUGCUGCUACAGAACAAGGACAGUGGGAUGGCCCCCCCAUUCCUGGCUCUUGGGCUGGAAAGUGAUGAGGAGGAGGAGAAGAAGGAAAACAUUGUCCAGGAGGAGAAUAGAGUGAAGGAAAAGGAAUCUAGUGGCCCUACUUCCUCAAGUAGCAGUACCACAGACUCAGAUACUGGUUCUUCCUCUGAUGUGGAGAGUGAUAGUGAAGGUGGUGAUAGUUCAAAAGAAUCUAGCAGAGGGGAGGGCAAGUCAGACUGGGCUCUACUAGAAAACAUUUUAGAACCUCUUUCAUCUCCCCCAUCUCCAUUCUUGUCACAUGAGAUGUACUUGUAUUGGCAUGAGAAGGGGAAUGAACUUAAGAAAGAAGCGCAAAGGAGAGAGAAGGAGGAAAAUAGAGAAAGAUUAAAAAAGCUCAAGAAAAAGAAAGUGAAAAAGAAAAGUAAAGAAACUAAAGGAAAUGAUAAAGUUAAAGAAAUUAAGAGUGAAGUGAAAGUAGAGUCUAUGCAAGAAGAUAGUCAAGUAAAUGGUAUUGAUGAUGAUAGGAUGAGUUUAUCUAGUUUAAGUUCAACUGAAGAUCCGAUCUUACACGUCCCUAUUCCACCUGCGGGAAGUGCUGUUCCUCCACCUGCGGGACCUUUUACUGCUCCUCCCCCCGGUUACUCCCAGUAUGCACCCCCUCCAGGUUAUCCUCCCUCUUAUCUACCCCCUGGGUAUCCCCCCCCACAUGCCAUGACCCAGGAGGCAGCCUACCAGUGGCAGCCACCUCCAGGAUAUCCUCCUAAUUUUGUGUCAGGAUACCCAGGUUAUAACACAGGUUAUAUGACCAUCCCAUCAGGAUAUUCUUCCAUAAGCCAUCCACCACCAGGCCCUAGUGUUCCAGGCCAGGCACCAUUUCCACCAUAUUUUGGAGCAGGCUACCCACCUACACAGGACCCCAGUGAUUCCACCCACAAAAGUGGAGAGUACCACGACCCGACUAUCAAUGCUGUACUUGAUACUGUUAUUGAGGAACUUAAAAGUAUUCUAAAACGUGAUUUUAACAAAAGAAUGAUAGAGGCCACAGCAUUCAAGACUUUUGAAGCCUGGUGGGAUGACCAGGAAAGGAAGUUCAAAGCACAAGCUGCUGCAGAAAAGGAGACAUUCACAGACAAGCAAGCAGGACCUCAGGCCCGAAUAGAAAAAAUAAAUUCAAUAACGUCUUUAUUAGAAAAUCAAGAAGGCUUUGGCCUUGACUCCAUAGGUUCUAUGGGUUUAGGCUUCAGAGCUGCUAUGCCUAAAAUGCCAUCAUUUAGAAAAAUAAGAAAAAUCAAACCACCUUCACCACCGUGCAUGGAUGAGGAUAGCAGAGGUCCCAUCUCAGAUGAAGAACAGAAGGAAGCAAGACCAAAAUUAGAUGACUCUUCAGAUUCUGAUUCAGGUCCUGAUGACUUAGUUCCUCCUAAAAAGACGAAACCAUCACCUUCUACUACCAAAAGGAAACCUAAAUGGUCAUCAGAUGAAUCUGGUGGUGAAACUUCAGACAGAGAAGAGGAAAAAGAAGAGUCAUCAUCGUCGUCUUCAUCUAGCUCUGAGUCAUCGGAGUCAGAGUCAUCAUCAUCAUCAUCUGUUGAGAGUGAAGAUGAAGAUGAACCUGAAGAGCUCAAGGAAUUACGACGAUUGGAGGCAGAGUUUGAUGCUCAUGUUAGAUCAACAGUGGAUUCAGUCAUGCGCACUCCUGAGCAUGACAGACCAGCCACUCCUCUCCCAGAACUUCUCCCAGACCAGAUGGAGGAUGCAUGGUUAGAUGAAUCCCCACCUGCUCCUGCUGCCCCAGCACCAAAAGAACCUACACCUUCUCCGGCAAAGAAAUCGCCUCAGUCAAAGUCUAAAAAGACUCCCAAAAAGAAUGAGCCUGCAGUCACUCCCAGGAAACCCUCCAAACCCCCUGUGCCAGAGAAGAAGGAGAAGGCUCAGAAACCUAAGGAAAGGAGAAAAGAAGCAGAAAAAACAGAGAAGUUGAAAGAUGCACCAAAGGCUAAUGACUCUGAUUCAGAAACUGACACUGCUGAUGAGAAGAGUGACCUUGAUGAUGGAAUGGGUGAGUCAGCUGAAGCAGCAGAAGCCCUUAUGGCACUAGCAGGGGCAGCAGUGAAUGGCAGAGCAAGAUCAACAUCUUCCUCUUCUACCACUUCAUCUUCGUCAUCAUCUAGUGCAGCCACAGGAUCAACAGGAGAGGAAAUGAGAUCACCUGUUCUCAUGGAGCACAGCUACUGCCUUCCUUGGGCACCCAAGGAUAGUACACAAGUUACCUUCUUGCCUCCAGAGGAAUUAUCUAAAAAAGGACAAAGGGUAAUGUGUGGUUCUGAUCAUGACUACACCAGAGCACGAACUCCGCCCAAAGGAGAGAAGACGAAAUCCCCUAAGACCACAAGCAAAUUCACUACACCCAAGCCACGUGGCAAAGAAAACCGGGCCAUGCAGAUUAAGAGAGAAACAGAGGAGAAGCGGAAAUCUACUCCUCAGUUACCGUCAAAAUCACCAAUGGUUUCAACCUUCCAGCCUCGCAACCAAAUGGAAGAGUACAACGUUCUAUAUUCAUUUCUUAUACGAGGUAUUGAUCAAGAAGAUAUUGAGCUUCUCAAGAGAAGCUAUGAAGGAAUGCUGGCAGAUGAUAGCCAGUCCUACUGGUUGAAUGACACGCAUUGGGUGGACCAUCCAGCCACAGACAUCCCUCUGCCCCCCAGAAAAAAACGGAGAGUGGACGACUUACCUCUGCACAAGACUGGUUGUGCUCGUACUGAAGGAAUAUACAAAGUGGACUCCAAACAGAAGCAGAAACAUAAAUUUACAUUCCAUCAAGACCACGCAUUACUUGCCAGUGAAGAGCCUCAGCAACAGAGUCUGGCUGUUCUAGAGUCCAGUAAGGCGAAGUUGACACAGAUGGCAGUGAGCAGGGAAGUGCGCUCCUUCCAGAGAAGACUCCUUACGGCCUUUGGCAAUGAAACUGACUCAGACUUGCUCAAGUUUAAUCAGCUCAAAUUCCGCAAGAAACUCCUGAGAUUUGGAAAAUCUCGCAUCCACGACUGGGGAUUGUUUGCCAUGGAAGCCAUUGGUUCUGAUGAGAUGGUGAUUGAGUAUGUUGGGCAGAGUAUAAGAUCAAUCAUCGCAGAUCUUAGAGAAAUCCAAUAUGAAAAGAUUGGCAUAGGGUCCUCUUAUCUCUUCCGAAUUGAUAUGGAAACAAUAAUUGACGCGACAAAGUGUGGUAAUCUGGCCCGUUUUAUCAACCAUUCAUGCAAUCCAAACUGCUAUGCAAAAAUUAUCUCCGUUGAAACGCAGAAGAAGAUUGUUAUAUACUCAAAGCAGCCAAUUGCUUGUGGUGAAGAGAUCACAUAUGACUACAAGUUCCCAAUUGAGGAAGAGAAGAUUGUCUGUCUUUGUGGAGCUGCUCAGUGCAAGGGGACACUCAACUAGCCUGUCAAGAGGAUAUGGAUUAUGUUUAUGGAAGGAAACAGAGAGAGAGAGAGAGAGGAUGCCACAGUGAGACCACUAGGUUUUAUAAUAGCUCAUUUCUCAUGCUGGGUUGAAUGGUUUCACUUUGCAUUGAGUUGAUCUCCUGAUGUAUUGGUGACGUUAUACACUCACAUUAUAUACAAUUUUCUUGUAUUUCUGCCUCUUCUUAGUUGUAACUAAAGCCUUUUAUUUCUAAUGUCAUUUUCACCUUUUCCUCUUAUCAUUCCAUUUUGCAUUAUACCCCUCUUUCUGUUCCUCCUUUUCUCUUUCUUCCUCAUCUUUUUCUUUUCUUAAACUAACCACUUUUCUCUGCCACCAAAGUGCACAAUUUCAUUGUAAGGUAACUGCUAGACCCUCUUUAUGCAUUAUUGAUAUAUUGGUAAUAGAGGAAUGCAGCAAUGAGCAUCUUUACACAGAUGCAGAGUAGGAGACUGAUGAACAGGCUAUGAUUUUUUUAUCUCUUAGAUUUUUAUGUGUUCGUAGUACCUGAAUCUUCAUAUAUGUUUUGUUGUUUUCUUGAUAAUGAAUCAUGCUUAAAUGGAUUAUGUAAUUUGAAGAGGACCAAUAAGCAGGGAUGGCCCUUUGAGAAUUUACUGCUUUUACAUGUUUACUACACAAACAGGCAAGGAAAAAGGAGAAAAAAGGCAAAUUCUUAUUUGUGAAUUAUACACUGUGCAUCCAGAGAGAGAAAGACUUACAUAUGGUAUGGUACUAAACCACUGAUUUUGUCACUUUGGUAGAUUGUUUGUUUGAGCACAUAAAAUUUUUUCCUCCAGUUUCAUCAUUGCUUUAGGACCAUAUAUCCCAAGUACCAUCCAAUAUUGUAUAUUAAUUUAUUAUUUACCUCAGUAUAUUGUAUCAAAUAGCAUAAUGGUAUGAUGGAGAUUGAAAGGCAUGUUUGAUUCUUUCAGUAAGUUCUAUCAUGAUGUAUGCCUCUUGUUGCAUUGAGGACAUGUGAUGCUCAGCACCAAGGUGUGUGUCAAAAAUGUUGACACUAGUCAUUUGGAGAGAAGUAUAUUACUUCCCUUUUGAUAACUUCUAUAUUAAUUGAAAUUAAUAUACGUGAGGUUUUCUUUUUCCUCUUCCCUUCUUUAUUGUCUUUCUCUUUGUAGGGUGAUGCUUAUGUAAAACAAAUUAAUAAUUAUCAGAAUCAGUCAUAUGAAGAUCUUGAAUUACCUGACCAUGUGAUAAUGAUAUAAUAUAAAACAUUGGAGUACAAAAUGAAGCAAAUCAUUUAAGAACCUCCACGUGAAUUCUUUAGAGGUGUAAGCAGUUGAUUUCUUAGAAAAAAAGAAAGCAUGCAACUUUUUUAAAGUCCACUUGAGAAUAUACAUGGUAAUCCCUUUCAAACUGGCAACAUCACUGAUUGCAUUGCAUGUUGAGAGUCUGUAUACUUUUACCAUACAGAAGAGAAGAGGAAAAUUGUUGAAGAAAUACUUGUAGAUGGAACAUAAGAAGUCUUUGGUGGUUGUGGUUGGACAGGAUGUAUAACAAAUCAGUUGUGUGAAAAGACUAAGACACAGAAUUGUUGAAGAGGAAAUGCCCAUUACAAAAGGGGUUGCAUCACCUCAGGUUACUGCCACUUAUUGUCUACCUACUACUAAUAGGCUUUUAGUACCUUUUUAUACGGUUAAAUAUAGUACCCAUGUUAAGUAAGUGAAAGAAGAAGUCCAAAUGUAAUUUUGAAUAAUGUGUUGCAGCAUUUCCAGUUUUUCCUGCAUAAGGGAUUAUUGACAGAUCAGUGAUGAACCUUUCCGUCAGAGUAUACCUUUGGCAGUUUCCAUAGACCAUUAUUUAAUUUUAUUUUUGGACUGUCUUCUGGUUAUUCAGCUGGUUUUCUUUUUAAAAAGUAAGGCUACAAAGGCAGAGAAUGCUGGUUGGUGUACACAUAGUUUUUAUAUGGACAAAAGAGUGGAGAUUCUAAAUGAGACAGUUUAUAUAUUUUUUGCACCAGUCUCUCAUUUGCAGAUGCAGUGCUGUAGAUUAAUAUAGAGUCAAUUUUGUAGCCUAUAUUUUGUCAGACCUUAUGUUGUGUUAUAGUGUGGUGCCAAAAGUAGAAAGCAAAGAGGGACUGCUGGAAAGUGAUGAAGACAAGAAAUCGUUUUCCUUGUUUUAAUGAUUGUACAGUCAAAGGAAUUAAGAAAAAGAGUAGUCGGGUUGACUCACCUGGAGUGAAUUUCUCAUGUGAUACUUUUUUUUCCACCUUUGGUUUUGUAUUUCCAGGGCCUCUUUUCUCUCUGUGACAGAUAAAUGAUAGCAGAUCUAGUCCCAGCUAAGUAAAACCUUUGUUUAACAAGGAUUGAAAAUGUUUUACACAAUUUUCUGAUUACAGUCCCUCUUUUGCAAUUUUGUAGAGCAUCAAGCUCAGGUAUGUCUUUUGUAGAACUGACACAGAACAGUGAAUUUCCAUCAUAGGCAAUUAGAACACUAAAUUUCCAAAAAUAUCAUAUUUAAAGAGCAUUUUCCUGUUUAUUUGUUUAUUUGUUUUAUCUUGUGUUCCUAUAUCAGUCUUCAAAAAAAUUUCCUUAGGGAUGAUCUCAAAUUGGACAUUAGACAUCAUUGGAUUUCAUGAAGCAUUACCAAGUUAGUUGUAUGUGACUUACUAUGUGAAUAUGACAUUUGUAUUGUACUUACAAGUGGAGUAUAUAUCACAGGUAAAUUACAUAGCUUCACAAGUGUAUCCAAAACCAUUCUUCAAAAUAUUUGUUUUUACAGACAAUGAACAAGGUAAUGGCAUUUUCAUGAAUUUAAGUGGGAAUAAUUUUUGUGCUGCUCUCUUCUUUAUAGUUUGAAUUCAGACUCAUAUAUAUUAUAUCUAUAUCAUUUUUCCAUGUUACUUAACCCUUAGAUGACAGUAUUAGAAAUCUUUUGAAGUCAUAGAUUCUGGUGAUUUCUGGCAACCGUCCUGCCGUUGGGAACAGGAGUCCGCUACAUGUAGUGGAACUUCCUGCUUGACGAGCUUCAGCGUGUCGCCACGUGUAUAGCCGUAUGCAGCAGAUCAAGCAGUUUGUUAUGACGGCUAUGCACAUGGCCUGGCAGUAACGGGUUAACAACAUUUUAUUUGUUAUUUUAGUAUUUUAAAAAUUAUUUUCAUUAUUGAUCUAAUACCCUGUAUCAUCUCUUACUGUAACUGAUUAUUCUCCUUCUCCUCCUUCCUCAUUCUCAUCCUCAUCCUCAUCUUCUUCCUCAUCCUCAACCUAUUCCUUCUCAUCCUAAUCCUCUUCUUCUCAGUUUAGUCCUCCUCCUCCUCCUCCUCAUUUUUGUCCUCCUCCUCCUCCUCCUCUUCUUCUUCCUCUGUUUUGUCUUCCUCCUCCUCCUCUUUCUAUUCCUUUUCCUUCUCCUCCUACACCUCCUACUCUUCCACCUCCUCCUCAUUCUUCUUUUCUUGAUUUCUCCCCCUACUCCACCUCUUCCUCCAGCAAAUUUUUUUUUUUUUUAUCAUAGAUGAUUUUAUGGACUUCCGUUUAUUUCUUUUAAAAUUUUCAUAUGGCCAACAAAAGCAAACACAAAUGAUGACUAACCACCAAAAUCAUGACUAGGUAAUACUUUGUCUAAUUCUGUUCAGCCACAUUAUUCUUGCUUUGGCUUUUGCAUAAGAACUUAUUUUUCAAGAAGCCUCUGUUCAUGUAAGUAUCCAGCUGAGGGAGGGAUCUCAUUUGCAAAAUGUACCAUGGAAGAAAUUAAUGUGAUAUGAUCAAGGAAGCAACGUGUGGCUGGGCAGUAUCACAUGUUCUUUAUUUUUCAUCCAUUAUUCCCAUGUAUCCCUUGUCAUUCAUUGUUUUUCAAUUAACAUGGUUAGUUUUGUUAAUUUUGUAAUACUGCAUGUCAGACACACAAAGAUUGAAGAAUUCUUUUUGUUCAUAUAUUAAUUUCAGUGUCUGAUUAUAGAAUUUGAUUAUAAAAAAUAAAUAAAUAUGGUAAGCUGUAAAAGAUAAACAGAUGGGUAAUUUCAAUAUUACAAAUGAUCAUUAUUUUGCCCUCAAAGUGGCCCACCAUGUUUUUGCAACAAUUUCAUAUUAAUUGGAUAUCAAAGCUAUUAUGAAUACUUACAGUUCAAUCCAUUAUCUUGAUAAGGCUUAUUGUGUAUUGGUAUUAGCAGCUAUCUGUAAUUUAUUUUUUAUACCAUAAUUUAUAUUCCAUAACUUUCAUUUUUUUUUUUUUUUUUUUUUUUUUUUUUUUUUUUUUUUUUUGAAAGGGCAAUAUAUUAACACACAUGUCCAAGUUAUUUAACAACAUUACCAUACAUUUAAGGCUAUAAAGCAAAGAAUUCUCAAAGUUUGAAAUUCAACAAUCAUUACGAGUGAAGCAGAGAUGAAGUUCAUUCUCUCCAGAACCUUAACCUAAAACAUUAUAUAAAGAGCAUUAGCUCCUCCUUGUUUUCCCUGUAUCCAGUCUGUAAAUAACAUAUCCCCUCUUUGGCUGCAAGUAAGUCAAAGUUUUCUUAGAUAUUUGAAUGCAUUGGAUCAGCAUAGUUAUUGUGUUCUUCAUAGUGAAGAUGCUCCCUUGUGCAUUGGCUACUCAUGUGAUAGUCUUUAACACAAUGUAAGGUGAUGCACUGGACUAACUUCUUAUCCCAAAGGUGACGAUACAGCUUAUCCAUGGCUUGGAGUGGCUUAGUGGAUGGCGCGCGUAAUUUUGACAGUUUGACUAGCCUCACUGGCAACAAUUAGGAAGUGAGCAACUCACAGCUGACUGUGUAGUGACUUCCAUAGUCUCCAUUAUUCUUCCCUCACCACAAUAACCAGGUAUUAUAACAGCUGAAUAUGUGUAUUGUGAUAUGAUUUUGUAUAUUGUGUAUGUAUGAACGUGUGUUUGUGUUUGCAUGUGUGCUUGUGUGUGUGUGUAUGUGUGUGUACUAGUAUGCAUUUGAGUGUGUUCUUGCAUGCUUGUGUAUGUGCUUGGAAUUCAGUGUAUGGAAUAUAUGAAGGAUAAGAGAAAACCAUAAUGCCCAGUAAUCAAAUCUGUAUAAUUUCUUAGGUUCUUGGUAUUGAUACCUGAAAUUGUGAUGACAAAGAGGGACUUGGAAAAUACAAACUAACAUCACAUAUAUGUAUCGCUAAGUACUUUCAACAGCGGUACAGCUAGUGUGUCUCAUGUGGAAUGUCUUCUGUUGUGCACUCACUUCUUUUUUAGAUACUAUACUAUUUAUGAUGUAAAAUUUUGAUGAAUUUUGUGUGUUACAUUUUCCUUGUAAUUUGUAUGAUAUGUAAAUAGACUGUGUACUUUUGUAAAA
This is a messenger RNA of Penaeus indicus, 10349 nucleotides long. RefSeq names its product histone-lysine N-methyltransferase SETD1-like (gene Set1). The transcript has 20 exons. Gene Ontology annotation, cellular component: Set1C/COMPASS complex. The coding region runs from base 269 to 5077 and encodes 1602 amino acids. Lineage: Eukaryota; Metazoa; Arthropoda; Malacostraca; Decapoda; Penaeidae. The record is from RefSeq and is a predicted model, not a curated record. Gene Ontology annotation, molecular function: RNA binding; histone H3K4 methyltransferase activity; protein binding.